AUGGACGAAUCUAUUGUUUCUAUCGCCGUAGAAACUCUUUGGGCUUUGUUAAAAGAAGAAGCAAAGCUGUUAUCUGGAGUAAGUGAUCGAAUCAAUGAAGUUUGCAUAGAGUUUAGGAGGAUGCAAUGUUUUCUUCAAGAUGCUGAGGCAAGGCAACACAAAGAACAAGCUGUGCGAAAUUCGAUACGAGAAAUCAGAAGUCUUGCUUAUAGAGCUGAGGAUGUCAUUGAGACAUAUGCUGUUGAUGUUUUAUCCAGAAGAGGAAGGGGAUUCAAAAAAGCUUGUAAAAGAUUUGCUUGCAUAUUGACAGAAGCAAGAGCAUUGCGGAAAAUUGGUGCUGAGAUUGGAAAUAUCAAAGCUGAAAUAGCUGGUGUGGCAUCAAGUAUGCAAACUUAUGGUAUAAAAGCAGUCAGUCAGGGAGAAAGCUCUAGUAAUGCUGCAACUCAUGAAAAAGAGCGAUGGCUACAAUGA
Messenger RNA from Coffea eugenioides, 471 nucleotides. RefSeq names its product putative disease resistance protein At1g50180. The transcript has a single exon. The record is from RefSeq and is a predicted model, not a curated record. NCBI's taxonomy places the organism in Eukaryota, Viridiplantae, Streptophyta, Magnoliopsida, Gentianales, Rubiaceae. Bases 1 to 471 code for a protein of 156 amino acids.